AUGACGGAUGAAUUUGACGAGUCUAGUUCUCUUAUAAACAGAACUCACUCGCGGUCGUUUCUAGAUGCCCCCAUUGGCUCCUUUAAGGGACCUAACUCAUUGCACAACUUUGCCAGCUCAUUCACUCGAGCACAAUCUUUCGCAGCUUCAAAGAUUGAUAAUGACAUUCACAAGAAGCGGUCCUUUUUCGUCAGAGAGUCCACUGGGGAUGAACCUGAGGAUGAAACGUUUGAUCCAGACUUGAUGGUCCCGUCAUAUCGGGGUGAAAGACUUAGCCUGGUCGUUCACGAUUUGCAACGCAACCAAUUGUUUAUGAAUCAUCCUAAUGACCUAGAUUCAGCUUUGUCACCAAACAAUGAUGUAUUUUACCAUGACGAUGUUGUUAAUGCAAUCAAUGAGUCAAGAUCACGGCAGGGGUCUGAUUAUUUUGGCAGUGGCAUACCUAUUGGAAGGAAAAUUCUCCCACAACCCUCGUUUUCAAGUUUUAGAAGUUCAAUUUCCAUGGCUACAACUGCGAGUCAGAUGACUUUGAAGAAAAUAGAGGACUCUGAUGGGAAUGUGAUUACUGUGUUGGCAGGUCAGUCUACGGUGGCUCAAACAGUAUUCAACUCUGUAAAUGUGCUAAUUGGAGUCGGGUUACUUGCUUUACCAGUGGGAAUUAUGAAGGCAGGAUGGGUGUUUGGCGUCCCUAUCUUAGUUGCAUGUGGCGUUGUUACUUACUGGACUGCCACUUUACUUUCCAAAGCUAUGGAGACUGAUGAAACUAUAAUGACAUACGCUGAUUUAGGAUACGCUGCUUAUGGUUCCAUUGCCAAGCUAGUCAUAUCUCUACUUUUUUCUAUUGACUUGAUUGGCGCUGGUGUGUCCUUGAUUAUAUUGUUUAGUGACUCAUUUGUGGGUGUAUUGAGCAAUGACCCGACCACUACAAAGAUUAUAACAUUUUUCAUCUUGACACCAUUCACUUUCAUCCCGUUACCAAUAUUGUCAUUUUUCUCACUUCUCGGAAUCUUGUCCACUAUUAGCAUUACAUUGUUGGUAAUUGUUUGCGGAUUACUUAAGCAAACAUCACCAGGGUCCUUGAUUGAUAUCAUGCCCACAAAUCUCUGGCCCGAAAACCCCGCAAACUUAUUACUUGCGGUUGGUAUUUUAAUGGCUCCGUUUGGUGGGCAUGCGAUAUUUCCCAACUUGAGAAGUGAUAUGAUCCACCCAACCAAAUUCACAAAGUCGCUUCGCUAUACAUACUUUAUCACAUUGAUUACAGAUUGCCUGAUGGGGGUUUUUGGAUUUUUGAUGUUUGGUGCCACGUGCAGCAAUGAAGUGACAAACACGUUGUUGGAAACUUCGGGGUAUCCAACAUGGAUUUACCCAUUGAUAAAGUCGUUAAUUUGUCUAAUUCCGUUGGCGAAGACUCCCCUCAACGCGAAGCCAAUUAUAUCGUCCUUGGAUGUGUUGUUUAGAGCGAACAAGGUGGCCAAGACCAAAGCUAGAGCUACUUUCAACUCGUUUACAAAGUUUGUGGUUCGAAUUGGUGUCAAUGCAGUAUUUGUAUUUUUAGCCAUUGUGUUUCCCGAGUUUGAGAAAAUCAUUGGUAUAUUGGGUGCUUCUAUUUGCUUCAUCAUUUGCAUUAUAUUGCCAUGUCUUUUUUACGUCAAGUUAUGUGGCAACCAACUAACACCAUUUGAGCUGGGCAUGUUUUACCUUGUGAUUUUAGGCUCUUGUGUUUUGGGAUCAUUGGCUAGCUGGGCAGUAGUUACAAAUUAG
Molecule: messenger RNA, 1761 nt
Organism: Lodderomyces margitis
Lineage: Eukaryota; Fungi; Ascomycota; Pichiomycetes; Serinales; Debaryomycetaceae
Exons: 1
Coding region: 1-1761 (586 amino acids)
Biological process (GO): amino acid transmembrane transport
Cellular component (GO): vacuolar membrane
Molecular function (GO): amino acid transmembrane transporter activity
Source: RefSeq, a predicted model, not a curated record